GCCGCGGAGCCGCCAUGGACACCAGCCGCGUGCAGCCCAUCAAGCUGGCCAGGGUGACCAAGGUGCUGGGCCGGACCGGCUCCCAGGGGCAGUGCACGCAGGUGCGUGUGGAGUUCAUGGACGACACGAGCCGCUCCAUCAUCCGCAACGUGAAGGGGCCGGUGCGCGAGGGCGACGUCCUCACCCUGCUGGAGUCGGAGCGCGAGGCCCGGCGGCUGCGCUGAGCCGGUGAUGAAGCCUUACGGCCUUUACCCGAGCGGCCGGCUGGCGCCCGCCCAGCCGGGCGUGGGUCGCAGAUGGAGAGGAGUGCGGCGGUUGUGUUACUGCAAUAAAGGGUUUUUCCAGUA
Messenger RNA from Gavia stellata (red-throated loon), 347 nucleotides. RefSeq names its product ribosomal protein S28 (gene RPS28). The record is from RefSeq and is a predicted model, not a curated record. Lineage: Eukaryota; Metazoa; Chordata; Aves; Gaviiformes; Gaviidae. The transcript is spliced from 4 exons. Bases 15 to 224 code for a protein of 69 amino acids. Gene Ontology annotation, molecular function: structural constituent of ribosome. Gene Ontology annotation, biological process: maturation of SSU-rRNA; ribosomal small subunit assembly; translation. Gene Ontology annotation, cellular component: cytosolic small ribosomal subunit; ribosome.